AACAUUAUACCUACUGCCUUAGUGUAGGUGGGUCGGCUAGCAAGGGCAUUGUAAUGCCGCGCCGCGAUUUCGUUUAGUUAUAGUUACCAUGUAUUGAUAUCAUUGAUAGUGACCAAAAAAUAGCGUUAUUAGAGCUAGUGCCAGUAAUAGGAUCUUUAAUACAAUUGGAUCUGAUUUAAAUGAGUCCCCUGGUGUCCUUGUCCUAGAAAUAUUUAUGUAACUAAUGUGCUGCUCAGCUGUUUUUAUAUAAAGGAAUUAAUUAAAAGGCAAACAUGUCACGUAGAAGAUUGUUGGUUGGAUGUACGGCAGGUGUAACUGGAGCGGCUGUCGCAGCCUGGGCUUUUGCUGCUGAUGACUCGCCUUUGAACUGGUACCAGUCGGCAACAGUUUCAGCUAAAUCUGAUCGUAAAAAGCGACCUCUACCGCCCAGGUCCGAGCAAAUCAAAAACCUGCAAGCGGGCCAUACAUAUGACGUCCUUAUUAUCGGAGGUGGUGCCACGGGGGCUGGUUGUGCCCUGGAUGCCACCACACGAGGUCUCCGCACAGCACUAGUAGAAUCAGAUGACUUCGCGAGCGGUACAUCAAGCAGAAGCACAAAGUUGAUCCACGGCGGAGUCAGAUAUCUCCAAAAGGCGAUCCUUCAGCUGGACUACGAUCAGUAUAAGAUGGUGAAGGAGGCGUUACACGAAAGAGCCAAUAUGCUGGAAGUAGCACCACAUUUGACAAGACCAUUACCAAUAUUGCUGCCCGUUUAUAAAUGGUGGCAAGUACCAUACUACUGGUUCGGUAUAAAGAUGUACGACUUGGUGGCUGGAGACAGGAAUCUGAAGAGCUCCUAUUAUCUAUCUAAGAAGAAUACUCUAGAACUAUUUCCUAUGUUGAAAUCUGACAACUUGUGUGGAGGCAUCGUGUAUUAUGACGGCCAGCAAGACGACGCACGUAUGAAUUUAGCUAUCGCGUUGACAGCUGCCAGACAUGGCGCCACAAUCGCCAAUCACGUUAGAGUUCUGAAGUUGCAUAAGACAGCUGGAAAAUUGAGUGGAGCUAGAGUUAGGGACGAACUAACAGGAAAGGAAUGGGACAUCAAAGCAAACAGUAUUAUCAACGCAACUGGACCAUUUACGGACUCCAUCAGGAAGAUGGAUGACCAGGCCGUUAGAGAGAUUUGCUGCCCAUCUUCUGGAGUGCACAUUGUUUUGCCGGGAUAUUACAGCCCCGAACACAUGGGUCUUCUAGAUCCGUCCACGUCAGACGGUCGUGUGAUUUUCUUCCUUCCAUGGCUGAAAGGGACCAUCGCGGGUACAACUGACCUGCCUUGUGACGUUACGCACACGCCCAAACCCACGGAAGACGAAAUCCAGUUCAUCCUCACCGAAGUCAGGAAUUAUCUUAACCCUGAUGUUGAAGUUCGUCGUGGUGACGUGCUAUCAGCAUGGUCGGGCAUUCGGCCCCUCGUGUCCGAUCCCAACAAGCCGGACACGCAGUCCCUCGCCCGUAACCACAUAGUCCACGUGUCUCCCUCUGGAUUGGUCACCAUCGCUGGAGGGAAAUGGACCACGUACCGGUCUAUGGCCAGUGAAACUAUUGACGCUGCUAUUGAAAGUGCGAACCUGAAACCUCUGUUCCGUGAAUGUCAGACCGACGGCUUCCUUAUUGAAGGUGCUCAUGGCUGGACACCUACAAUGUACAUACGACUCGUACAGGACUUCGGACUUGAAAUGGAGGUCGCCCAACACUUGGCAAAAUCAUACGGUGACCGUGCCUUCGCUGUCGCCAAAAUGGCUGCCAUGACAGGCCAGAGAUGGCCUGUUAUUGGUAAGAAGUUGCAUCCCGAGUUUCCUUACAUCGAUGCUGAAAUCAGAUACGGUGUCCGCGAAUACGCGUGUACGGCGAUCGACAUGAUCGCUCGGCGUCUCCGUCUGGCCUUCCUCAACGUACAAGCUGCUGCCGAGGCCUUACCUGGAAUUAUCGAUAUUAUGGCUGAAGAACUUAAGUGGAACGAGUCUGAGAAACAGAGACAAAUGAAAAUGGCCGCCGAUUUCCUAGCGAACGAAAUGGGACAGAUGGUGAACCGAGCUAGUCGUGACAAAAUACCAAUUAACCUCAACAAAGACGAGAUACAGACGUACAUCAAACGUUUCCAGAUCAUAGACAAGGAUAAAAAGGGUUAUGUGUCUAUUAACGAUAUCAGAAGAAGUCUUAAGAGUAUGGGUGUGAAACCUUCAGAUGCAGAAAUAAGUGCAAUUUUAUCUGAAAUAGAUGCUACAUAUCAUGGACAAUUGGAAAUACAAGAUUAUCUACAGAUGAUGUCAGCCAUCAAAUCGGGUCACGUGACGUAUUCGCGCUUCGCCCGGAUGGCGGAAAUGGAAGAGGAGCAUCACGAAAAGGAAGUUCUCAAGAAACAGAUCAGUGUUGAGAGGAGUGGCGGUGGCUUGUAAGACUUUUUUAGAUAGCUACGAACACCUCUUCAGUUAAACAAUCCUGUAGGUUUUACUUACCCCAAAGUAUUAUUGGCAAGAACAUCAAGUACUACGAC
Pieris napi is the source of this 2536-nucleotide messenger RNA. It is a transcript of the gene Gpo1, whose product is annotated as glycerol-3-phosphate dehydrogenase, mitochondrial. Gene Ontology annotation, cellular component: mitochondrion; glycerol-3-phosphate dehydrogenase (FAD) complex. The coding region runs from base 273 to 2438 and encodes 721 amino acids. Gene Ontology annotation, biological process: glycerol-3-phosphate metabolic process. Gene Ontology annotation, molecular function: glycerol-3-phosphate dehydrogenase (quinone) activity; calcium ion binding. NCBI's taxonomy places the organism in Eukaryota, Metazoa, Arthropoda, Insecta, Lepidoptera, Pieridae. The record is from RefSeq and is a predicted model, not a curated record. The transcript has 16 exons.